UUUAUUAGUUUAUCCUGGAAGGCUUGGGCUUGGGCCGGCCGGUUUGACUCGGCGGCGGACGGCGACGCGCCGACGUGUCUCCGCCGCCCCGCUCACAUCCGCCCCCGCGCCAUCCGUCCACGUGUUCGCGCCUCUGGAACGGACUCCCCCGCCUGCACCUUCUUUUCCCUCGCGCCGCGGCGCCCGUUCUUUCCGAGUCCCGCGGAUAUAACUACAACCAGCCGCCCCCUUCCUCCGCAGCUCCGCUCCCCUUCCCCCCUCGUUUUUCCUCUGCGCACUUUUUCUCGUUUCCAGCCUUCCAGGCAGCCACGCCUCGCCCGUUCUCGGAUCCCCUCCAAAACGGUCAAAGCCAAACCAGCCAAAUCGCGCGCGGCGGCGGCGGCGACGAGAACGAGACGGACGCGCGCGCGCUAGCUGAAUCAGGUCAGGAAGGAGGAGAGCCGCCGGCGAGCACAGCAGCAAUGCCUUACUGCGAGGUGGGCAGGUACGCGGACGGCGACAAGUGGGAGGGCGUCCGCGUCUACUACCGCCGCUACGGCCGCGGCGCCACCAAGGUGCUCCUCAUCAUCGGGUUGGCGGGGACGCACGACUCGUGGGGCCCGCAGAUUAAGGGGCUGACGGGGUCGCUGGAGCCGGCCGACGACGAGGCCCUGCGGCCGGACGAGGAGGCCGCCGGCGGCGACGGCGACGGCAUCGAGGUCUGCUGCUUCGACAACCGCGGCGCCGGCCGCAGCUCCGUGCCCCCGAACAAAUCCUACUACUCGACGGCAAUCAUGGCGACGGAUGCCUUGGCCUUGAUGGAUCAUUUGGGGUGGAAGAAAGCUCACGUCUUUGGCCACUCCAUGGGUGCCAUGAUUGCUUGCAAGCUUGCGGCGAUUGCGCCUCACAGGCUAUGUUCGCUGGCAUUGCUUAAUGUCACUGGAGGUGGCUUUCAGUGCUUCCCAAAGGUAGAUGGGCAGAUGCUUUCUCUUGCAUUCCGUUUCUUAAGGGCAAAAACACCAGAGGAAAGAGCCCUUGUGGACUUGGAAACGCAUUAUACGAAGGAAUACCUUGAGGAGACUGUUGGGUCGUGUACCAGAAGAAUGGUCCUCUAUCAAGAAUAUGUGAAGGGCAUAUCGUCGACAGGGAUGCAAUCUAAUUGUGGUUUUGAAGGGCAAAUCAAUGCAUGUUGGACUCACAACAUGACUACUAAGGAGCUAGAUACAAUACGAUCUGCCGGCUUUCUAGUUUCAGUUAUUCAUGGAAGGUACGAUAUCAUUGCGCAAUUGUGCCAUGCAAAACGUCUAGCAGAAAGCCUUCUUCCUGUUGCAAGAAUGGUAGAACUUCAUGGUGCACAUCUAGUGAGCCAUGAAAGACCAGACGAGGUGAACAAUGCACUUAUGGAUCUGAUAAAGGCCACCGGAUCUGCGAUGAAACCUGAAGAGUGGUCAGCCCAGCCUGAGAACACAUCGGAGACCGGGGCACUCAUUUCCGCGAGGCCCAUUACCGUCACGAUGCGAACAGAUGAAGGGGUGAUAGUCAUGGGGUUUGAGCACAUCAGGAACAUUGUAAGGAUAAUGAAGCCAGCAAGGGUUGCACCAAUUGACUCGUGAGGUAAAUAAAAGGAUACGCAUCCUGCUCCCUCGAUUGCAAUACCAAACAAAUUAUUAUUUGCCUUGUGGCUUCGCACCUACUGAACUUCCUCUGAUUCUGCAGGACCAAAAUACGUGUAAAUUAUUCUUUGAGACCUUGUUGUGGGAGUCGAGAUGAUACUUUUUCACUUCUCCCCCAUACCUGGAGAUGAUGAUUUUAGAGUAGCAUCUCCAACACAUGUGAAACUCUUCGGAGGAAAGGCCUGCUCAUAGUGGCAGAAUAAUCCGACACGGAUAACACUGAACAAACAGUGCCCGCCUGGACAGAAGUGUCUGGGCCACGGUUGGUGUAUGCACAUGUACCUGUAUAAAGAGUAUCUGUAACUUGCUGCUUCUAUUUCACGGCCACAUGCUGUGCUGGUGCUGUCCACCAUGCUUCUGUACCAUACUGAAAUUUCAAAACCAUUC
Molecule: messenger RNA, 2039 nt
Organism: Zea mays
Lineage: Eukaryota; Viridiplantae; Streptophyta; Magnoliopsida; Poales; Poaceae
Exons: 11
Coding region: 462-1592 (376 amino acids)
Source: RefSeq, a predicted model, not a curated record